GCUGGUGACGUCACCAGACCGCGACGGCGUGCCGUCACCACUCCGCGCUCGUGCUCUCCCUGUCCGCUCCGGGGUCUGGGCCGGCCUGGGCUGAGAAGAUGGUGUUGCGGCAGCUCCUGCACUCGCUCUUCAACACGCCUCAGCUCGUGGAGCGCCUGGCCGAGUCGCGGCCCAUCCGCCGCGCGGCUCAGCUCACGGCCUUCGCGGUGCUGCGAGCCCAGCUCGGGGCCCGGGAGGCAACGCGGGGCCUGCGGGGGCCGGCGGAACGCGCCGCGCGCCUCGGAGCCACCUUAGCCCGGGGGCUCCGCCGCGCCCUCCGGGAGCGGCCGGCGCCGCCCGCGGGCAAGAGCGGCCCGGGCCGGGGACCGAGACAGUGAGGCGCGGCGCCAGGGAGCCCCUCCCCGUACCGGCAGCCGCUCCCCCCUCCCCCGCCGGCCUCCCCGCGCCAUCUGCCCCCUCCCCUGCCGAGAACAGAAGGGCUCUCCUCCCUCACAUCACCUGCCCUUCCGCCCUCCGUCCCCGCUGCUUUUGGACUGGGGCCUCUGCUGGACUCCUUUGACCUUCAGCCGCCCUGGACAGAGGAGGAGGGACGGACGCAGUGCCACUCUUUAUGCGGUUCCGGGGCUUCUCGACCCUUCCCGCGACAUUAUCACCUUUCACCUCGAGAAGAAUUUCAGCCGUCCGACGCUGGCCUUUUAAAAGCGCCCACUGGUGAUCGGGAGGUUUGGGGCGGCAGGCCACGAGCGCACGACCUCUGCCGGCCCGAGGACCUCCUGCGCGGGGGGAGCGCGUCCCGCUGUCCCAGGCGACCCUCCCCGCGCCCGCCCCGUGGAGCUGGGAUUUGCGGCGGGCGUGGAUGUGGAUGAGGGGCCUCAUCUGCCCCUUCUGCUUAGGACCCUGGGAGGGGGCCGGGCCGCGCUCAGGUACGCCUUAAAUGCGGUCUGCUCUUUUCCUGCGCGGAUUCCCGUGGGUUCCCUGGACUCUGGGGUUGGGAGUGAGAAAUUAGGAAUUGGGGCCGGAGGCCAGCGUGCGAUCCAAUAAAGCAGACCGCAAAGUGAA
Messenger RNA from Antechinus flavipes (yellow-footed antechinus), 1059 nucleotides. It is a transcript of the gene NCBP2AS2, whose product is annotated as NCBP2 antisense 2 (head to head). The coding region runs from base 99 to 377 and encodes 92 amino acids. NCBI's taxonomy places the organism in Eukaryota, Metazoa, Chordata, Mammalia, Dasyuromorphia, Dasyuridae. The record is from RefSeq and is a predicted model, not a curated record. The transcript has a single exon.